GAUUUAACGUUCGUUGGUUGUACGAGUACUCAUUCAUAAUGUCGAAACCAUUAAAAUUUUACUAUGAUUUGAUGUCCCAGCCAGCGAGGGCGUUGUAUUUGUUCCUGAAACUUAAUCAAAUACCACAUGAACCAUGUUAUGUGAACAUUGGAAAAGGUGAACAUCUAACCAAUGAGUACGCUCAAAACGUUAAUCCUUUCAAGAAAAUACCAGCUAUUGUGAACAAUGACUUUAAAUUAUCGGAAAGCAUUGCAAUUUAUCGGUAUUUGGCUAGUGAGCAUAAGGUUGUCGAUAAUUGGUAUCCGAAAGAAGUGCAAAAACGAGCAAGAGUUGAUGAGUAUUUAGAAUGGCACCAUUUAAACACGCGCCUUGGCUGCUCCUUAUAUUUUGUCUCUAGAUGGUUACUUCCUAUUGUGAAGCGUCAAACAGCGAACGAGGAACAACUAUCUGAUGCUAGGACCCGAAUGCUAGAUGCUGUGGAUGACAUCACUAACAUUUGGUUAAAGGAUCGCACAUUCUUAGCUGGAAAUGAAAUUACUGUAGCUGAUUUGGUUGCCGCGACCGAAAUUGAGCAGUUAGUGGUCACCGAUUAUGAUCCCUUUGAAAGUCGUCCUACUCUGAAAGCUUGGAUUGAAGCGGUCAAGAGUAAAACAAAUCCACACUACGAAGAUGCACACAAAUUGAUAUAUCGAGCUGCAAGUAUAACUAAGUCGAAAAUGUAGCUUUUUGUGGAUUUGGAUAGCUUUAUUGACCCACUAGAAAGAAAUAGACUUA
Bradysia coprophila is the source of this 774-nucleotide messenger RNA. Its product is annotated as glutathione S-transferase theta-1-like. Gene Ontology annotation, cellular component: cytoplasm. Gene Ontology annotation, biological process: glutathione metabolic process. The record is from RefSeq and is a predicted model, not a curated record. Gene Ontology annotation, molecular function: glutathione transferase activity. NCBI's taxonomy places the organism in Eukaryota, Metazoa, Arthropoda, Insecta, Diptera, Sciaridae.